AUGUCUCAGGAAGGCAAUUAUGGCAGGUGGACCAUAUCCAGCAGCGAUGACAGUGAGGAGGAAAAGCCCAAGCUGGACAAGCCGUCCACCUCCUCCCUCCCCAAGGCCACACAGGGGAUGGGGAACGAGCCAGGCUACACCUGCUCCGAGGCCCGGCGAGCCGCCCACAGAAGGAAGAUGUCACCCGUGAAGUUCAGCAGCCCCUCGGAGUCGGCGUCUCCCACCUCCUCUCCCAAAAGGCAGAGAAGCGGCUCCCAGGAGGAGCUGGGCUGGUGCCUCUCCAGCAGCGAUGAGGAGCUGCAACCAGCGCAGGCGGGGAAAGCGGAUGUCAAGGAGGAGAAGGGCCCGUUGGCUCCCCAGGGCCACGCCACAGAGAGGACUGGGAGCCACGGCCCUCCCGUCAGGCUCAAAGAGGAAGAGAAAGACGAGUAUGAGACGUCAGGGGAGGCUCAGGACAUCUGGGACAUGCUGGACAGAGGGAACCCCUUCCACUUUUACCUCACUAGGGUCUCGGGCAUUAAGCCAAAGUACAACUCCGGAGCCCUGCACAUCAAAGAUAUUUUAUCUCCUCUCUUUGGGACACUUAUUUCUUCAGCUCAGUUUAACUACUGCUUCGAUGUGCACUGGCUGGUGAGACAGUACCCACCAGAGUUCAGGAAGAAACCGAUGCUGCUCGUCCACGGAGAUAAACGAGAAGCCAAGGCGCACUUACAUGCCGAGGCCAAGCCUUACGAGAACAUUUCCCUCUGCCAGGCGAAGCUGGAUAUUGCAUUUGGAACACAUCAUACGAAGAUGAUGCUCUUACUCUAUGAAGAAGGCCUCCGGGUUGUCAUCCACACCUCCAACCUCAUCCGCGAGGACUGGCACCAGAAGACUCAAGGGAUAUGGUUGAGCCCCUUGUACCCACGAAUUGCCGAUGGGACUCCUGGAACUGGAGAAUCAAGAACACAUUUUAAAGCCGACCUCAUCAGCUAUUUGAUGGCCUAUAAUGCUCCUUCUCUCAAGGAGUGGAUAGACAACAUCCAGGGCCAUGAUCUUUCAGAAACAAAUGUUUACCUUAUUGGAUCAACCCCAGGACGCUUCCAAGGAAACCAGAAAGAUAAUUGGGGUCAUUUUAGACUCAGGAAGCUGCUCAGAGAACACGCCUCGCCCUUGCCUAACGCAGAGACAUGGCCUGUGAUCGGCCAGUUUUCCAGCAUCGGCUCCAUGGGCUCCGACGAAUCAAAGUGGUUGUCCUCUGAGUUCAAGGAGAGUCUGGUGACCCUGGGGAAGGAGACGAGGCCUCUGGGGAGAAGUACUGCUCCUCUUCAUCUGAUCUAUCCUUCCGUGGAAAAUGUGCGGACAAGCUUAGAAGGAUAUCCUGCUGGGGGCUCCCUUCCCUAUGGCAUCCAGACGGCUGAAAAGCAAACAUGGCUGCAUUCCUACUUCCACAAAUGGUCAGCCGAGACGUCUGGACGCAGCAACGCCAUGCCACACAUCAAGACGUACCUGCGGCCCUCUCCAGACUUCAACAGGGUCGCUUGGUUCCUCGUCACAAGUGCCAACCUGUCCAAGGCCGCCUGGGGAGCUCUGGAGAAAAACGGGGCCCAGCUGAUGAUCCGUUCCUACGAGCUCGGAGUCCUGUUCCUCCCCUCGGUGUUUGGCUUGGAGAGCUUCGAAGUGAAGAUGAAGUUCUUCUCAGGCAGGCAGGAGACAACGCCGUCAUUCCCUGUGCCGUAUGACUUGCCUCCAGAUCUUUAUGGAAGUAAAGAUCGGCCAUGGAUUUGGAAUAUCCCUUAUGUCAAAGCACCAGAUACACACGGGAACAUGUGGGUCCCCUCCUGA
Molecule: messenger RNA, 1824 nt
Organism: Elephantulus edwardii (Cape elephant shrew)
Lineage: Eukaryota; Metazoa; Chordata; Mammalia; Macroscelidea; Macroscelididae
Gene: TDP1
Product: tyrosyl-DNA phosphodiesterase 1
Exons: 15
Coding region: 1-1824 (607 amino acids)
Biological process (GO): single strand break repair; double-strand break repair
Cellular component (GO): nucleus
Molecular function (GO): 3'-tyrosyl-DNA phosphodiesterase activity; double-stranded DNA binding; single-stranded DNA binding
Source: RefSeq, a predicted model, not a curated record